UUGGUUUGUUGGUUUGACCUCAACUCCAUCCCUUUCUUUCCCCUGUGUGCUCUGAAUUGCAAGGAACUACAUUUCCCAGGUGUAUUUGCCCUCUGGCCUUCAGACAGUUUAGCCAGAAGGAUGCACAGCAGGGACAUAGGAAGGUGGGAAGAAGGGAAAAGCCCAGGGUAUUUCUCCCCACUCGUUCUCUACCUCCUAUGGUGUUUUCUGUGUAGCUCCAGCCCCUCCGUCUCUGAACCACUCCCAUUGUGCAGCUCCUGCGAACUGCCCCAACUCUGGUAACACCGUUCUCUCUCCAGGCCUGGAGGUGGUAGCAGAGCUCCUCAUGGGCUAAUCCACGGUUGCCUUUCUGCCCCCUGUGUGUCUUCUCUACUCAAAUCCCUGUAUUAAAUUGCCUCUACUUGAAAGACCUAGAGUGGCUUGUCUUUUUCUGGCUCAGACCCUGAAGGAUGUACCACCCAGAUCAGGCCCCAUAGAGCCUUUGGCUGUUCCCACCCUGAAUAAUCCCAUGGAAGCCGUGGUAAGAUAAUGGCUGCCCUAAUGAAUUCAGGUACCAGAUUUUUUUUUCCCCCUGCAAAGAAAACAGAAUUGUAGAAUAAUUUCAAAAUAGUCUGGCUGUCUAGAUUUCUCCGCGGGUGGCCAUUGGGAUGUGUAGAAUUACAAUCUUUCUUUUCUUCGUGGGCCUCUCAUUUUGUAGGAUGAUGGGUGCCUCCUUCCUUUCCAACUGUGAGAAGAACUAUUUUGAUUUUUAAAAAAAUUCGUGCAGUCAUUCUCCCCCUCCCCCUAUUUGCCUGGGCUGUUGAUCUUGCGAUAUAUUUAUAGAGAUCGUGGUUGGCUGACCAGGAGUUAUUUUGCAAUAGGAAUUUGUAAGAUUUCUACUUUGAGCAUGUGUUCCAGACUUUCCUUUCUUUAAAAAGAAAAAAUCUUUCUUAGAGCAUCUACUUUGCCCUUCUGUAGUUAUUUCUUUUCACAGCCAAAGUAAGCCUUGUGUUUUGCACAUAGUUUUUUUGUGUGUAUUUCUUCUGUCUCUGGUCUUCUUUUUUUUAUAUAUAUACAUUUAUUUAUUUAUUUAUUUAUGGCCGCGCUGGGUCUUCAUUGCUGCGCCCAGGCUUUCUCUAGUUGUGGUGAGCAGGGGCUACUCUUCAUUGCAGUGUGCGGGCUUCUCAUUGCGGUGGCUUCUCUUGUUGUGGAGCAUGAGCUCUAGGCACACAGGCUUCAGUAGUUGUGGCUCGUGGGCUCAGUAGUUGUGGCACGUGGGCUCUCAAGCACAGGCUCAGUAGUUGUGGCUCACGGGCUUAGUUGCUCCGUGACAUGUGGGAUCUUCCUGGACCGGGGCUCGAACCCGUGUCCCCUACACUGACAGGCAGAUUCUUAACCACGUGCCACCAGGGAAGUCCAUCUGGUCUUCUCUCUUCUUUGGUGUCUCGUUUUACUCCAAAUUUUAAAAGACCAUGGCUCCUUCUUCAUGUAGGAAAUGUUUUUGCAAAUGAGAAUGUGGUGACUGGAAAAUGGGUGCUUUGGGGAUCAGGAGACCUCUGUUUCUCUAUCUGUAAAAGAAGAGUGUUGGACUAGAUUAGUGGGGGCAAGCAUGCUACUGUCCCCAGCUUUACCUCGCUCACUGCAGACAUCAAUAAUCAGUCACAGCACUCUUACUAGCUGAGCUCUGAUACGGCCCCAGAAUCUUUCUCAACACAUUGCCCCAGGCAGCCAUGUCUAAUAGAUGAGAAUUGGCGCUGAAAAGAAAGCCUGUUUGCCAUUCUUGGACUAGAUGAUUCCCUGGACCCCAUUCACAUAAUGGUUCUCUAAGUAUUGGCAGUACGAUUCCUUUCUUCUUUAAAUCAACGGACUGACCUUUAUUACACUCCAUCUGUGUGCAACACAGCCCUGGGCGCUGUGGAGCCACAGAGGAGCUCUAAAAAACUAGCCACCCUCAGGGAACUUGCAGUUUAGUUGGGAGCAAGACUGCAGAGAGCGAUGAUGUUCCCAGGUUUGCCCAGGCACGCCCUUGGUGCUGUAGGAGGUUGUCCCUGUGGUCAGGGAAGGCUUCUUGGAGCAGGACCUGGGGUCCAGCCGGUCAGAGGGGAAUGCAGUGUAGGCAGUGGGACAGCGUGGGGAGAAACAAACAACAGGGCCAGCAAGUUUCAGAACUAGGAGGGUCUUCAGAGCUCAUCUGAUCAGAACUCUCCGUUUAUAACUCAGGAAACUGAGGCUCAGAGGAAGAAAGGGACUUGCCCGAAUUUUAGUAAAUGAUAAUUAUAUAGCUAAAGUUUAAUAAAUGAUAAAUCAUUUUAAUAAAUGAUAAUUAUUUUUAUAGUUAAUACUUGUAGAGCACUAUAUGCCAGGCAUUGUUUUGAGAGCUUUAAUAUAUUAACUGAUGUAGUCCUAAGUAACCUUGUAAGGUGAAUACUAUUAUUUCUCCUAUUUGACAGAUGAGGAAACUGAGUCUCAGAGGGUUAAGUGAUUUACCCAGCGUCACAUGGCUUGUAAGUGGUGGAGUCAGGAUUUGAACCUAGGCCAUCCGGAUCCAGAUUCUCUACUGGGAACUACUAAAUCCUGUUGGAGUCAUCAGAACAUGUUCUUGUUUUUUUUUUACUGUAUUAAUUUUACUCACCACCACCAGUGGAAUCAUAAUGACAUCAUCCAGAUCUGUGCUCAUACAGUACUUUUAGCACUAGCUGAGAAUGUUAACAGACUUUAUAUGUUUUUAUUCUAACCAACAGCUGUGUUUCGUGGGGCUUUUUCUGUCUGUUUUACAUAGGAGAAAACUGAGACUGCGAGAGGUGAUGUGACUUGAGGCGGGUCACAGAGCUAGUAAGUGUCCCAGGCAGAAUUUGGAGUCAGGUCUGCUGGACCCCAGAUGUCAGAGUUGGAAGGUUUCUGAGACACUGCCAGCCCAGCAGCCUCAUUGGACGGGUGGGCAAAUGGAGGGCCAGACAUUGCCUCUGCCAGCAGUCAGAGGGGGUCUCCUGGCAUGGGGGACUGCUGCUCCUCCCUGAGGACUGUCUGGGCACGCCCGCCUCACUAAGCCCUUUACCUGGUCCCCUUGAAGAGGUUUGGAGUUGCCCUUACUUGCUGCCUUGUUUAAAAAUAUCUAAGGGGUUGACUUUGAAAAAACUCUGUCCCCCAAUUCCCCAAUCCUGGAGUUCACUAAUUUGAAGGUUGCAACCCUCUGUAUUCAUAAUAUGGUUUUUUUUCCCAUGAAGCAAAAAAGUUUUUCUUUUUUUACGCCCCACCCCCACCCCCAACUUCCUGCUGAUCUGAAAUGAAUAUUUAUCAUGUAUUUAAUGAGUAAUCUGAGUCUUGGCUUGGUGAGGCUGUACCCAGGACAUGGUUUAUGGCUGAUCUGGUUUUAACUCGCUCCAGGCAGUUUUCCCUGGAGUUUUCUGUAAAAUCAUAAACCUGGAGAGAGAAUUUUUGUGGAAUCCAGUCACGUGACUUGCUCUUUUGUAAAUUGAGAGAUUAACUGUGUGAUGGUUAAGAACUGAGAUGCAUUUCUUUUUUCAAAAGAAAACAAACAGAGCAGCAUUUAUGCACCCAGAGGAGCGUGUCCUCUUCUAAAGAUGGGGAAACUCACUCGCCAAGGUCACCCCUCUGGGCCUUGGAGCAGCAUGGCACUGGGUUUGAGAACGUGAACUCGGAAUCGGAGUGUCUGCGUUGGAAGCCCGGCUGAGCCUCUUCCCGGCUGUUCCAACACCCUGCAAGCUCUGGGUCCUCGCCUGGACAGUGGGGCUGGGAACGGUCCCUACUGCUUAGGGUGGUUGAGGAGAUUAAAUGAGACGGUGCCCAUGAUGCCUGCGCCCCGGGCUGGCAUACAGGAGGUGCUCAGUAGAUGCUGGCCUCUUGGGAUCGCUGGUGUUAUCCCCCUUCGGGGCCCCUGAUGCCCGACUAAUAAUACAAGCUGACGCCCUGUGGAUGUAAAGGCCCCGCCCUAAGUGUGAGACUGAUGAGCUCACUUCAUCCUCACAGCAGCUUGUGAGGUGGCCACUCCCAUCAUUCCCAUUUUACAGAGGAAGGAAGUGAAGCACUGAGAGGUCAAUUUACUCGCCCAGGGUCCAGCUAGCAAGUGGCAGAGUUUGUGCUCCCGCCUGGUUCCCAGUGACUGCCACCCUUGCUGCUGAGGUCCUUCACAUCUCUCUUCCUCAGUCCUGGAGCCUGAGGGCUUUUUGACUGCUGGUCCUGGGGAGGGACUGUGGGCUCCCAUUGUGGUCCCAUCCAGCGCCCUGGGAUGAGAACGAGUCUUGUAGUCCCACAUGGCAGCCCAGGGGAGGCACCUGCCCCUCCGCUCUGAGCCAGGAUCCCACCACUUCUUCUAAGGCCCAUGAGUCAGGCCUCAGGGGUGGAAGUGGGUUCACCUUUUACUCCUGGCCCUCUGCACACGAUCCCAGGCUGACAGCGUUCCUCAGCAGCUGCAGUGGUGCAUUUAUUUGUAAACCUGUCACUUACUGAGCAACUACUGCAUGCCAGCUCCACCCUGGGUGCCUUUCAAAUGCUAUCGCAGGAGAUCUUUGUCACUCCCAAUAGCUCUAGGUCCUGGGGCUUUCUCUCCUCCACUGCGGUUCGUUCCCAAAAGCAUCAUCUCUUCCCUGGAAGAUGACAGUGGCCUCCGUGUUGGGCUCCCUGCCUCUAUACCGCAGCCAGCAGUUGCUUCCAGAGGCGCACAUGCCUUCUGGGCAGCCUGUGAGCCUUGGAGUAAAGCCGAAACUCCUCAGCCUGGUUUACAGGUGCUCAGUAAUGACCAGCUGUUGAUGACGCCAACAAAGACGACGAUGAUGAUGAUGGUGAUGAUGAUGGUGAUGGUGAUGAUGUCAGUAAUAGGGUCCUGCUCCAGUCCACGUGGCUGCCCACCAGAGAGGAGAAGAACCUGCCUAUACCUGGAAACUCGUAUGAAACAGACAAGGCUGACGGAGCCAGUGCAGCUGGAAGGAAAAGCACGGCAAGCAGGUUCCUACGAGUGUGGAAUCUGUGGCAAGAAGUACAAAUAUUACAACUGUUUCCAGACCCACGUACGGGCACACCGAGACACAGAAGCCACCUCAGGGGAGGGAGCCUCCCAAGGCAACAACUUCAGGUACACGUGUGACAUCUGCGGGAAGAAGUACAAAUACUACAGCUGUUUCCAGGAGCACCGAGACCUGCACGCAGUGGAUGUGUUUAGUGUGGAAGGGGCCCCUGAGAAUCGGGCAGACCCCUUCGACCAAGGUGUCGUGGCCACUGACGAGGUGAAGGAGGAGCCCCCGGAACCAUUCCAGAAAAUCGGGCCAAUGAACAAUAUUACAUCAGAAAUUUUUAAGAAGAAAGAAGUUAGGCAGUGCCAAAAGAGAGAAACCGGCAAUUAUACCUGUGAAUUCUGCGGAAAGCAGUACAAGUACUACACGCCCUACCAGGAGCACGUGGCCUUACACGCCCCCAUCAGUACUGCCCCCGGGUGGGAGCCACCGGACGAUCCAGACACGGGGUCUGAGUGUUCGCAUCCAGAGGUCUCCCCGUCUCCACGCUUCGUGGCAGCGAAGACCCAGACGAACCAGUCGGGGAAAAAGGCUCCGGCCUCCGUGGUCCGAUGCGCUACCCUCUUACACCGCACCCCUCCAGCCACCCAAACCCCGACGUUCCGCACUCCAAAUUCGGGAUCUCCGGCAAGCAAGGCAACUGCAGCAGAAAGCGCUUUCAGUCGGAGGGUAGAAGGCAAAGCACAAAACCACUUUGAAGAGACGAAUAGCAGUUCCCAAAACUCCAGCGAAACUGCAAGUCCCCUGAUUUCCAAUCCUUUCCCUCUCCUACAGAAGCCCUACACGUGCGGCGCCUGUGGAAUCCAGUUCCAGUUCUACAACAACCUGCUGGAGCACAUGCAGUCCCACGCGGCAGACAACGAGAACAACAUCGCCUCCAACCAGUCCCGAUCGCCCCCUGCUGUCGUGGAGGAGAAGUGGAAGCCCCAGGCCCAGAGGAACAGUGCCAACAACACCACGACCAGUGGUUUAACACCUAACAGCAUGAUCCCCGAGAAGGAGCGGCAGAACAUCGCAGAGCGGCUGCUGCGGGUCAUGUGUGCCGACUUGGGCGCGCUGAGCGUUGUGAGCGGGAAGGAGUUCCUGAAGCUGGCCCAGACGCUGGUGGACAGCGGCGCCCGCUACGGGGCCUUCUCAGUCACCGAGAUCCUGGGCAACUUCAACACGCUGGCGCUGAAGCACCUGCCGCGCAUGUACAACCAGGUGAAGGUGAAGGUGACGUGCGCCUUGGGCAGCAACGCCUGCCUGGGCAUCGGCGUCACCUGUCACUCGCAGAGCGUCGGCCCUGACUCCUGCUACAUCCUCACGGCCUACCAGGCAGAGGGCAACCACAUCAAGAGCUACGUGCUGGGCGUGAAGGGCGCGGACAUUCGCGACAGCGGCGACCUGGUGCACCACUGGGUGCAGAAUGUGCUGUCGGAGUUCGUGAUGUCGGAGAUCAGGACAGUGUACGUGACAGACUGCCGGGUGAGCGCAUCCGCCUUCUCCAAGGCCGGCAUGUGCCUUCGCUGCUCAGCCUGUGCCUUGAACUCGGUGGUGCAGAGCGUGCUGAGCAAGCGGACGCUGCAGGCCCGCAGCAUGCACGAGGUCAUCGAGCUGCUCAACGUGUGCGAGGACCUGGCGGGCUCUACCGGGCUCGCCAAGGAGACCUUCGGCUCGCUGGAGGAGACCUCGCCGCCGCCCUGCUGGAACUCGGUCACGGACUCGCUGCUGCUGGUGCACGAGCGCUACGAGCAGAUCUGCGAGUUCUACAGCCGGGCCAAGAAGAUGAACCUCAUCCAGAGCCUCAACAAGCACCUGCUCAGCAACCUGGCCGCCAUCCUGACGCCGGUGAAGCAGGCGGUCAUCGAGCUGAGCAACGAGAGCCAGCCCACCCUGCAGCUGGUGCUGCCCACCUACGUCAGGCUGGAGAAGCUGUUCACGGCCAAGGCCAAUGACGCGGGCACCGUCAGCAAGCUCUGCCACCUCUUCCUGGAGGCGCUCAAGGAGAACUUCAAGGUGCACCCGGCGCACAAGGUGGCCAUGAUCCUGGACCCACAGCAGAAGCUGCGGCCCGUCCCGCCCUACCAGCACGAGGAGAUCAUCGGCAAGGUGUGCGAGCUCAUCAACGAGGUCAAGGAGUCCUGGACCGAGGAGGCCGACUUCGAGCCCGCCGCCAAGAAGCCCCGCUCCGCCCCCGGCGAGAACCCCGCCGCCCAGGAGGACGACCGGCUCGGGAAGAAGGAAGUGUACGAUUACCUGCAGGAACCCCUCUUCCAGGCCACCCCGGAUCUCUUCCAGUACUGGUCGUGCGUGACCCAAAAGCACACAAAACUCGCCAAGCUCGCCUUCUGGCUCCUCGCGGUGCCGGCCGUGGGGGCCAGGAGCGGGUGUGUAAAUAUGUGUGAACAAGCACUUCUCAUCAAAAGGAGGCGACUGCUCAGUCCAGAAGAUAUGAACAAACUCAUGUUUCUGAAAUCCAACAUGCUUUAAGACUUCCGGAUGAAAAGAAAGAACAAAGAAAAAAGAAGAGGACGUUAGGAAAAAAAAAAAAAACCACACAACACUGUCGCAAACAAAGAAAAAGGAAUUUAAGUUCUAAACACUGUGGACCUCAUUAUAAAUGCCCCCUGGAAACUUAAGUGCUUUUUUCAGUGUGUGUGUGCAUGUGUGUACACAAGCACGCGUGCGCACUUUGGGCGUGGGCGGCUCUGUGCUCAUCCGUGUGGCCGCAGAAGUGUCGCACACGCAUGCACACAUACACUCCCCUGGUGCAUGUACGCACGCCUGCUCGUGGGCGCGUGUGCAUUAAACUGGGCGUGUCAGGAAAGCUGAGUGUUUGGGAAAGAGGGAAGAUGUUUCACCUCCUUUUCUCAGUAAGGGGGCUUUAAAAGACUCCAUGUUCAGGUGCGCAGGUUGGUAGAAAACUGAUGUAAAACGUUCAGGCAGCUGAGAUCUGAAGUGACUUGACGCUCUCUGUCCUUCACUCUGUGGUCCCCCUUGCCCUCCGUCCCCCUCCCCAAGCCUUCCUGACCCUAUUGCACCCCACCCCUCCCCGGCUGCCCUGCCAUGGAUUCUCCAAACUGCAUCAGAUGGACAGCUUCUGCACUGGACUUUGUUCUCGUUCACCUUCAGGGCAUUGAGCUGCUGCCUUUGUGAUACCCUUGGGUGUCAUGGGGCAGCCGCCUUAGAAACACACCUAUCUAUCUCCCCAAAUCAGGAAAGGAGACUUUAAGAAUAUAAAGCUGACCUUUUGCUUUUUAAUAUAAGAUAGAAAAAAAAGACAUUUUUCAAAGAAGUAUAGAUACUGUCUCCACUCCUUAAUAAUUUUUUUCCUAACAUUUUAGCAGUUUUUACUUUUUUUUAUUCAAAUUUGAUUUAGGCUCUGCUAGGAGGCACUGAAUGUCUGUAACUUAUAUUUUGGAGGGGGUUUUUUGGUUUGUUUUUUGAUUGCCCUUUUUGUUCCUCAAGUCACACUGUAAACUAGCUCAUCUCAGUGGUAUAUUCAGUAUCCUAAGGUUUUCAUUAGACUUCCCUGUACAGUCCAGUUUUCCUGUAUUCGAACAGCCAGGACCAUGAACUUGGUUGUGCUGUUUGGAGACGAGGAGUGAGGUUGGAGUCACAGGUUUCACAGACGUGGGGCUCGGUGGAAGCCAUAGGGAAGCACGUGGCUUAGGAGUUCUCCUGAAUGUAAGCGGAAGACCGCCCUCCUGGCUCGCUGUGUCUGGUCCUGCGAAUGUCUGAUUUCUAUACCCAGAGUGCACUACACUACUCGCCACGUCACUGACCCUUCCAGCUCAGCAGGGACUCCUGAGUUGAUCCAUGUUCACGUCCAUCGCACCUCAGACCCACGGCCUCCUCUCCCCAGGACCCCGGGGAUUCCGGCGGGUCCGCUGCCCACAGCCCUGGGGGGUCCCCACGCGAGCCUCAGCCCUCCUUCUAGGACAGUAGUUGAGCACAGUGCCUUGUGGGCCAAAUGAUGGAUGUUUUGAGGGUGAAAUGGCAUUAGGCCACAUUCAACUUGAUGCUGUGAAAGAGGUUUUCAGGCUUUGUUUCUCUGUGAGCAGUUUAGAUUCCACACACGGCCUAAAUGCCAACAGGGUGACCCUUUCCCCUCUGAAGAGGUGGUUCCGUCAGGAUCAGUGCUCAGCCUCCCACCCCACCUCUCAGUGAAUGAAGUGCUGGUGGUCCCAUAUCCCCCCGUGCCCACGGCUGUGGGAUAGAGAUAGUUACACCAAGGCUGAGGAUGCCUGCCAUCGUGGGGGGCACAUUCUACCAUCUUGGGGGUUGACCACGUCCACUCCAUCCCUUCCUAGUAACAAAACAUUGUUCAACUGUGAGAUACCUCGACUACAAAAAGCACUGUACAACGGCCCUCUCCCCCCGGUCCGUGGCAGUAAAGUUGGGGAAGUAAAGUUGAUUUGAAAGCUCAAGGCUUAGGAUCAUGGACCAGAACACUGUCCCAAGUGUCAAGCCUGCUCACUUUGCCUCGUGAGAACUAACCCUCCCGAGUCUUGGACACACUGAAAGGCAUCAAAGUGGGCCGUUUCCCCAUUCACUCCAGCAAGCCAUGGUCUCAGGAACCACCACGCCAUUUCCUCUCCCGGAGAAGUUCUGGGUAUUAACUCCACGGCACUUCCAGUUGGGGUCACACCGUCAGAAGAGCCUCCGUCUGCACUGGACAGUCACCUCGUGUCGCUUCCUAGAGUAUAUGGGAGCAUCCGCAGACUUUUCGAUGAGACUUUUGGGGGCGUUCCAGAAGGUGGCUGCGGGGUUGCUGAUGGGUGACAGAUGCCUACAGCAAAAGGCCUCCAGCUUUGCUUUGCUGCUGGGGAAGGGUUCACGACCUGGCACUCUGAACCACACGCGGAGGAUGGGAGCUACCCGUUCUGUGUGGUCAGUGGGAGCCAAGCCUUGGAGCCCAUCCUCCCUCUUAGAGCGGAGCUGUGCUGGUGUUGCCUCAUUAUGGGGCCACUCAGUUAGCAAAUAGGCAUUUCACUUUCUUGCAGAGCCAUCAGGACCAAGCCCUGGUAUCAGCGUUCUUCUCUUCAGAAAAAUUUAAGUCUUAACUAAAUUGCAGUUAUCUAGUCAUAUGUGUCACCUCCUGUCCUGUUGCUCCUUUCCACCUCAGUUCAAUCCUUAGGGCUUGGCGUGCUCUGCAGAUCUGUUGUGAGUGCCACUAGGUCUCGGAAAGCUGUCUCCUGGGGCUGCCUCAUCCAGAUGUGGGAACAAGGUGGCAGGUAGUCAUUUCUCUCUUGCAGCCUCUGGUUCUUCAGAAACUCGUUGCCAACAGGAAAGGCUGUACCAAGGUGCCCCCUCCAUGUGCUUACUCAGACAGCAGACAGCUCCCAUAGUGCAGAGCCCGUUGCAGUGAACAGCUUAAUAAAACCCAAAGAUCUCACAGGCCCAGCCACUGGCCCCACAUCUCCAGCAAUAUCCACCCUACCCAAAUUCUAGUUCAGCCAAAGGAUUGAGGUCGGCGCUUCCAGUUCAUCUCCCGGCCCCUAGCCUGGCAUCGACCUUCGGAAAGUUUUUGUCUUCUGCCUCCCAGUUCUGUGACCACUAUGGGACUUUACAGCUCAAGGCGGUUGCCUGCUGACUUGGACACAACUUGCCUGAACCAUGUGAUUCCCAGGAUAGAAAUGGCCUUUGCGUUGACAUACACGGACUCCAGAGGGGAGGUGGAGAAAACACACCUCCACUCUGCAGGGUUUUCCCCCUCAUCUGAGGUCAGUUGGCUUCACCACCAAAGCCCAAGCCAAGGACCAUAGCCUCGUGGGUGGUCCCUCAGAUUUGAAGUAACUGGGGGGUCUCAGCUCCACCAAGAGCAGCGGUGCCGUCCCAGUCGCUGUGAGUGGAUGCUCUUGUGCCGACAUGGUUCUUUUUCCCCGUGCCCAGGUCCACCAGCCGGGCCUCCCUCCAGAUGGUAGUUAGAAACCAGGAAACGAAACAGAGGGGCCACUGGGCAAAGCUCCUUUCUGGCCACACUUCAUCUCGGGGUUCACGGCAUAGGAAGCCACCUACUGUGUCCACGGGCGAGGGCGCUUCGCCACCAACCUGCCUGACAGCCUCAUGCUUGGCGUUCGGGGUUUGGCUCUUGUCUGGGAAAAGGAUGUUGAGGUUUCCUGGUGAGGAGAGGACAGUCCGAUGACACAGUUGAGAAGUUCUGCGUCUCCAGAUGUCUGGGAAGGACUUUUUUUGACACCAGCUCUGUAGGCUGGCAAGCGUCUUCUCCUUCAGUUUGCUCCUUUCUCUCCUGCACUUUCGAGAAACACCAGAGAAAAACUCUGCAAGGCGUGUUUUCCACUGUGAAGCAGACCCCCUGCCUUUAGGGGUCCUCUAGGCUUGCGCCUGGACUUGGACUAGACUCCUUGGAAAGUGGGCACCUGAAGAGCUGUCAGGGAUGCAGCGUGCAUUCUUGGGGGCCACAGGUUCACAAGAAAGGUUUGGAAUGAACCUGGGAUGCGGAUGGAGAAGGGAGGUCCUGUGAGCCAUGGCCCAGAAGGGGACAGUACCUGGAUGUUGCCAUGACGAUGGAUGUGUUUGCAGAGACAGGAAGAGGAGGCACCCAAAGCACGGCCGGCGGUCUCCUCCUGCCCCCUGAGCCGGGCAAGUUCAUAGAUCUGCCCCUUGCCUUGGGCACAGCGACAGCGCCUCUGUCCCUGGGACGUACCUGAGGGAGGGCUUCUAGAAAGGCUGCUGGUUUAGAUGAAACCCAGAGGCCAAGUAAGGCUCAGGCUGUCCCCUGGAGACAGUGGGUGGAGGGCUCCUGUCUCGGCCCCCCUGUAUCCGGCCGGGCCAGUGGGAGAACUGGGAAGGGGCCUGCCCCCUCUUCACUGUGGCUAACGUUUGCUAGGCCAGUUAUGGUGAACCAAUGAUACAGUGUUUUCCCUUUUCUGUUUCCCACCGGGUUUCCCCUUUUCAGGGUUUUCUGGAGAAUUUUGUUGUCGUUGUAUUUCUUCCUCUGUCCUUUGCGUUUAAGGAUCGUGGUCCGCGGAGCCCCGCCGUUCCCUGGAGGGGCCCUGUAGUUUCUGUGCGGAGAGGCACCUGCUCCUGCUUUGAUGAGGGUGAAGGGCAUCGGGUUGCUGUCUGUUAAUAUUCAUGCCCCUCCACCACCACGGGCGUUGCUUUAAAGGUUCAACUGCUGUACAGAGAAGGAUUUGCUGAGUUUGCAGCUGGGUGUCAGCAUAGGGGCCCUCCCCACCCAUGCGUCCCACUGGGCACCUUGACUCUUCGAACCAAAGUUCCUUUUAAAGGGGCACAGCCCAGCCUGGUCCGCAACCUCAGGGGCCUGGGAUCCCUGUGGCGCUUCCUGAAGUCCAGCUUGGCAAGAGACCAUGGGGUCUGAGGCCAGCUGGAAAGGGGGGCUCCUCCCACAACCCAGGUGCCAGCCGGUCCCUGCCUGGGACCCUUCCCUCCCACCCAGCCAGGGUGGCCGGGUCCCAAAGCGGUGAGCGAGCUCGUGGACUGGCACGGGGGCUGGAGACAGAGGGACCUGCGGGGCUGGGGGCUCCCAGACCCGCCGGGCAGUGCGUCCAGGGCCGUUCAGAUGCCGAGCAUCAGGAAAUCAUUUUGUACAACCACCUGAAGCAGAGAUAUUUUUUAAAAAGCAUAAAUUAUUUCCAGUUGUUUUCUGAUGAUCCUUCCUUUUUCUUUUCCCCGUAACUUUGCGUCGGUGAUUCUUUCACAUCAGGUAAAUCUUGAGAAAGCCUUGGUGCCCCUCCCUCCCAGGCCCCACUCGGUACCCAUGCGUGUGCACCCUCAUCCUUUCUCAGUAGUUAAGACGUUCUAGGCAAUACCAUAGGCACAGCUGACUGUGUCUCUGUCUUCGAGUGCAAGAAACUCAAGUCAUCUUAAAAAAAUACAAAAAAAAAAAAUUUACAAAAAAACAAACACAAAAAAAAUAUCUUUUUUAGGCCAGAGUUUUCUACAGGUAUUAAUGAAUAUUUUUCUUAAUCCUUAUAAGUUUUAUGUGUUUAAUAUUUCUUAAUACCGGUAGCAUUAAUUUAUACUUUUGUAGCAACACAAUAUUUUUAUAAACAGCCAGUGCUUUGGCUCAAGUUUCCACAAGGGGUUUAUGCAGGGUUAUCUUGGGACCCUGUGUACCAUGUACUGUAUUUAAAAAAAAAGUUACCUAGUGUCACCCUUGCUGUGUUAAUUAACAAAAGAUGUUGUUUGCGGUCUCCUGUGUCGUUGGUGUGGACCCAACAGUUCUCCAAGGAGUCACAUUGCAUGGGGGUUGAGUUGACAGUUCUUGUGAUAUGUAAACCCCCGAGACCAAACUUGAGGGUUUAUUUAGGCUUUUCUGUUUGUCCUUUGGAUUUUUGGUUUCAUUUCGUUUUGGUACCGUUUCUCCAUUUACGGCCAAAUCAGUUUUCUGGUGUUUAAAACUUUUACUGAUGUCAAAUGGAGGAAAGGAACAGGAAAAAAAAAAAAAAAAAGAUUUUUACAAAGUAAUAAAAUUUAAAACUGAGCUGUUUAAAUGUUGCUGUUUUUACCUGUCUGUUCUUGUCCAAAAGUGGGACAUUCCCAGGGAGAAGAGGAAGGUUCCACUUGGUUCUUUAAAUCGCCAAAAGCCCCCACCCAGAAAUCAGCACCCCCUACCCCCCCGAAUUCUUGCAACAUUAUUUCCUGGUUGGUUGAUGCCAAGGUAAAAAGACAUCCUUUUAAUGGUUAGAGAGGAUCAGUUGCUUAAAUGAUUUCAUGUCAGUGUUGUAUUUAUGGUUUUACAAUAAAACAACCUUUAGGAAGA
Molecule: messenger RNA, 13737 nt
Organism: Orcinus orca (killer whale)
Lineage: Eukaryota; Metazoa; Chordata; Mammalia; Artiodactyla; Delphinidae
Gene: ZNF618
Product: zinc finger protein 618
Exons: 15
Coding region: 4458-7478 (1006 amino acids)
Source: RefSeq, a predicted model, not a curated record